UGAACAGCUACGGGUGUUGGGGGGGGGGCAGAGAAAGAACACCUGAACACCUCACCUUCCACUGUACGACCUUUGACAAUGCACUGCCUGAAAAGUUUUCGAACCACUAACCUGGGAAUCCUGCAGCUGUUUAAAAAUGCAGGGAUCACCGCCAGACCUGGAGCUGACGCCGGCGUCCUGUCCCGGACACAACCUGCCGCUCCUGCCCCCUGCUGGGUCAUAGCAUCACCCGUCAUCCACAGAGCCUUCCACCAGCAGCAGGGCCCAGAUGUGGACCAAGGACACUCCAAGAGCAGACUGAUAUCCAGUAUGGAGGACCUACUGUUCUACACCAUCACUGAGGGCAAAGACAUGGUCCCUCUGUCCCACUUCAUUACUGCUCUGAGGAAAACCGGUCUGCUGACCUCUGACCCUCGGCUGCGGGACUGCGUCCUUCAGAUGAGACGGUACUCGCGGGAAACUGCCGGUCCUCACAUGAUGGACAAGAAGCUGUUUCAACGGUUUGUGGCCAACAACAUGAUGCUGCUGACCAAGGCCUUCAAACAGAAGUUCAUCAUCCCAGACUUUGAGCAGUUCACUCAGCAGAUCGACCAGAUCUACGACCGGGCUCAGCUGCAGGACGGAGGACAGGUCGCUGAUUACAUUCCUCAGCUGGCCAAGUUCAACCCUGACCUCUGGGGGGUGUCACUGUGCACCAUCGACGGACAAAGACACUCGGUCGGCGACACCAAGAUUCCCUUCUGUUUGCAGUCGUGCGUGAAGCCCCUGGAGUACGCCGUCGCCCUGCACGAACUCGGGAGCGAAGCCGUUCACCAGUUUGUGGGAAAAGAGCCGAGCGGAUUCAGGUUCAACAAACUGUCGCUGGAUGAAGAAGAUAAACCUCACAACCCCAUGGUGAAUGCAGGAGCGAUCGUCAUCAGUUCUCUAAUUAAGAACCUUGUCUUUACCGACACCAUUCUGUUGCAGGUGAUGGAGUUCCUGAAGGAAAUGACUGGUUCAGAGUACGUCGGCUUCAGUAACGCUACUUUUCAGUCAGAGAGGGAAACCGGUGACAGGAAUUACGCCAUUGGUUAUUACCUGAAGGAGAAAAAGUGUUUUCCCGACAACGCAGAUAUGAUCGCAGCCCUGGAUUUCUACUUCCAGCUGUGUUCCAUCGAAGUCACCUGUGAGUCAGGAAGCGUCAUGGCGGCCACGCUGGCCAACGGCGGCAUAUGUCCAAUAACGGGGAAGCGUGUGCUGAGCGCUGAAGCUGUUCGGAACACUCUGAGCCUCAUGCAUUCCUGUGGCAUGUACGACUUCUCUGGACAGUUCGCUUUUCACGUGGGCUUGCCUGCUAAAUCUGGGGUGUCGGGUGCAGUCCUGCUGGUCGUCCCCAACGUCAUGGGUAUGAUGUGUUGGUCUCCGCCGUUAGACCGCAUGGGAAACAGUGUUCGUGGAAUUCACUUCUGUCAGGACCUGGUUUCUCACUUCAACUUCCACAAUUAUGACAACCUGAGACACUUCACUAAGAAACACGACCCUCGGAGGAGGUCCGACGACGAUCAGAACAAGCUGGUGGUGAAGGUCAUGUUCGCAGCCAACAGUGGUGACGUCUCUGCUCUGAGAAGGUUCGCCCUCUCAGAAAUGAACAUGGAACAGAGAGACUACGACUCUCGGACGCCGCUCCACGUCGCAGCAGCCGAAGGUCACGUGGAAGCCGUGAUUUUCCUGACUGAAAUCUGUAAAGUGAACCCUCACCUGAAGGACAGAUGGGGGAACACACCACUAGAUGACGCCAUGCAGUUUGGCCACGACGUCAUCGCUUCGGUCCUGCAGGAAUACCAGCUGGUGUUCACGGACAAGGAGUCGGAGGAGAAGACUCCGCUGGACACACUGAAGAGCAUCAUCUGAACCCAGGAGCGUGGUUCAAACUGAGGGGCGUGGUUCAAACUGAAGAGCAUCAUCUGAACCCAGGAGUGUGGUUCAAACUGAGGGCCAUCAUCUAAAUCGAGGAGCGGUAUUCAAAUUGAGAAGCGAAAUCAGAACUGAGGAGGGUGGUUCAAACUGAGGGGCAUGGUUCAAUCGGACAGAGACCAGAUAAUGGUGGUGAAGAGAAGUGAGGAACCAGUGAUGGUGAAUUAGUCGGUUCCAGAGUAGAGGUAAAGUUCUGUGUCAGUAAAGUUCUAUACGAGGGGGUUGAAGGCGAAGGUUGUUUCAACCCGUGGUGCAGCAGCAGGGUGACGUGGUUUAGACCGAGGCCCUGCUCAACACACAGGUGUUAAUAUCAAAUAUAUUUUAGUGUCGAGUGUAUUUAUAAAUAUAGUUCUUUCUGCUUUUACUUCUGCUGAAGUCAGAAUAUAUAUAUAACAACUGUACUUUAUCACAGCUGACCUAAUCAGGUUACAGUAGCUACCACCGGAGGGCGCACCCGUACCAAAAGUGGUACGAGUGCCACAGUUUCAGAAACCUACCGACCUGCCACAGAAACAACAGAGCAGUGUUGAAAACAGAUGACGAUGAUUCAAAUAUGUAAAUAUGUAUCUAUUGGUUGUAAAUAAAAAAAUUAUAAUUA
Cynoglossus semilaevis (tongue sole) is the source of this 2551-nucleotide messenger RNA. Its product is annotated as glutaminase kidney isoform, mitochondrial. The coding region runs from base 79 to 1890 and encodes 603 amino acids. The record is from RefSeq and is a predicted model, not a curated record. Gene Ontology annotation, biological process: L-glutamine catabolic process. The transcript is spliced from 17 exons. Lineage: Eukaryota; Metazoa; Chordata; Actinopteri; Pleuronectiformes; Cynoglossidae. Gene Ontology annotation, molecular function: protein binding; glutaminase activity.